Messenger RNA from Glycine soja, 1587 nucleotides. RefSeq lists its product as uncharacterized. Lineage: Eukaryota; Viridiplantae; Streptophyta; Magnoliopsida; Fabales; Fabaceae. The record is from RefSeq and is a predicted model, not a curated record. The transcript has 4 exons. The coding region runs from base 277 to 1221 and encodes 314 amino acids.
AAUUCCCAAGAUAAAUGGCUAUUCUAUGCAUCUAUGUUUCUUCCCUCUGACCAUUUUUUAUUUAUUGUUGUCGUAACAAUAAACCUUUUUCUGAAACCAUGCAUAUUAUUUUGGUAGUAUUAUAAUGUUCAAUGGAUCUGCAAUUCAUCUCUGCCUCUGCAACUCUCAGAAUUUCAUGCUCUCAAAUAAGGAUCUGGAGCAGAAAUUGUAGAUCCUGAAAUUUUCCCUGUGUAGAGUUUGGGCCUAAGUUAGAGUUUGUGAGAGAAAACUUUGAGAAUGAGAUACGUGGAGGACAAAGGGUGCUACAACAACAAUGGACCAACACAAGAGACUCCAAAUAGCAGUGCCAUGUACUCAGAGUUUCACAAAGGAAAAGAUGCUACUCGUGUCUCCAACCACCAUCAUCGAGCAACCAUGGGAAAACCAACCCCUUCCAAGUGGGAUGAUGCACAAAAAUGGCUCGUGGGGUUGUCAAAAGGUGGAGAGAAAAGCCACUCCAAAAGCAAGCCAAGAAACUCAAACGCAGAUGAUUUGAGACUCAUAGCUCCUGUGCCACAGAAGGAGCAUGAUUACUCAAGUAGUGAGAAGGAAGAGGAGGAAAAUGAUGCUUGCCAUGAUUUCAUGACUAAUAUUAUUAGUGCUAAUGCUAUUGCUGCUCAAUAUGAAGCUGAAGCCAAAAGGGUAGAAUGUGAUGAGUCAAAUUGGGGAAGCAAUAAUAAUAAUAAUGACAACAGGUUUUCAGGAAACACAAUCCAAGUACAACCAAUAUGUUUCAGAGACAUGGGGACUGAGAUGACACCGAUUACUAGCCAAGAGCCUUCAAGAACUGGGACACCAAUUAGAGCCACAACUCCUGCUACUAGAAGCCCAAUUCAUUCAGGGACUUCAACUCCAAUGAGGGGUCAAAAUGGGUUGCAACAAGUUGCUGAGGGUGGCCAUGGCACUACUAGGAAGUGUGGAGAUCAAGGAUCAACAAGCCCUUGCAAGAAGACUCAUGAAGAUCAUCAAGCUAGAAAAUUGAGUCCUCUAGAAAGCCGUGCAAUGGCUUGGGAUGAGGCAGAACGUGCCAAAUUUAUGGCCAGGUUCAAGCGUGAAGAGGUGAAGAUUCAAGCCUGGGAAAAUCACCAGAUAAGAAAAGCUGAAAUGGAAAUGAAGAAAAUGGAGGCUGAAGAUGAUGGCUCAUCUUUUCAUGCCCUGUUAGCAACGGGAAAAAGCUCAUGAGUAGAGAAGAGUUGAAAGGUCUGUGAAAUAGACUGACAAAGAGAAUUAUUCCUGAAAAGAAACCAUGGCAUGGCAGGGAUCUUUGAUCUUCCAUUUUUAUAUUUCUUCCGGGAUUCUUUCCCGAUGCAGGGAAUAGAAUUGAAAAAAUAUUUAUAUUUGAAACUCGCUCGAGUUGUCAUUAAUCCACUGAAAUUGCUCAAGGGUUUUUAAGUAAGGUAAGUACUCUCUGUAAUUGAUAGCUUCAAACCAGUACUCUUCUGAUUCAUAGUUCCUAUGUGGUACUGAUAGAACCUCCUCUAGGUAGCAGACAUGCAUUGCUUUCACGAGUAAGGCUAUGGUUUGAGGCAAAAGUUACUUUUCACUGCA